AUGAAGUUUGGGAAGAACAUAUCACUUCAGCAGGCCCAACGGACGGAUCUCCACUACUUACAAUACAAGCUUCUGAAGAAGAUUCUUAAGAGGUCUACUAGGAGCACACAGGCCGAUGGUAGCAGUAGAGCUGCUUAUGACCAUCACCCUAAUCAGCAGUCCUUUGAGAAGAUGCUCGAGGAUGAGAUUGAUGAGGUCAACAUAUCAUUCAGCGAACAUGCUAAUAGAUUACAAGAUGAAAUUACAGCGUUAAGUUCAGAAGGUUCACUUGAUGAAUUGAGGAAAUUUGCAGUUUGGAAUGCAGUUGGUGUUGUCAAGAUUCUAAAGAAGCGGAAUAAAUUAAGGGCCACCUCGGACCCCCAAGGCGAUCUUCAAGACAGCAGCAUUGAUAUGGACGAGGAGCGCUCCCGGUGGCUUCGUCGACAAAAAUUUUUCACCGGGACCGAUUUUGCGGAACUACAAGCGUCCAUAGAGUCCCUUUCGAACGCUCUUUGUCGCGAAAGACUGCACGAGUUGGGACCCGAGAAGUUACCUUCCCAGUUGGUCUUGGCCGAGGACGAUGAUUGCCCUGUUGGAAUGUUCAGAGACGAGCGAUGUCCGAUCUGCCUCGAAAAAUGCAGUGACGUGGUGGAGCUCUCAACUUGCGAACAUCGCUUCUGUUGGAAGUGUUUCGUCCUGGGCCCCAUCGCGUUCGCCCCUGGAGAAUACAGAUUCGACCGCUGCCCGAUUUGCCGUCGUGAACAGCCUCUUGAUCCUACGGUAAACUUCAAGACCGAUACGAAUAGCAACUCGACGACUAACAUGUUGUUGAGAAUGGCUAAAUAUGUUGAAGUAGAAGAUCCACCGAAGAAUGAGCAAGUCCAAUCUAGUGAGCCCAGUUCGAGCUCUUUCUUCUCUACGUUGCCAGCGACUUCCCAUAAGAGUGCUGAAGGUAGUGUUUCCUCUGAAAAGAGUUCACAGCAGAAUGCGGCGUGGACUGGCAAUUCGGCCGAGGCCAUUAAUAUGAGUAAUCCUGUAUCUGCUUGCAGUCUGAGGCGGGAUCAGUCGGGGUUCAGCCCAGCCGAAUCUUGGAAGCCUACACAAGAGUAUCGCAAACGCGCAGGAUGUGUGGUUUUCAACGAGGCCGCUCCAAUAUGCGACGAUAAGAUAUCCCAAAACGGUGAUGAUGCCAAUGAGGACGAUAUAUGGCGGAGAUACCCUCAGCAGCAACCAACCACUUGUGGAGGCUUCAACAGAUUAUCGUCCCAGAUAGAGGGUAUGUUCCUCCUACUCGCCCUACGUGCUGUGCCCGCUCUUAUAUUCCUCAUGUGCACCAUCCUACUAGGAGUAUACGACCACGAUUUACCAGCUUACACCCGGGCUGAUGUGACCGCUAUGAUUUGGGUUACUCUCGCUGAUUGGGCAUACAAUAUCGCUAUGAGUACCGGUCUUGUGAUGCUUUCACCUCUCUGGGUUACAAUGGGUACGGUUCCCAGUGUUCCCGUCGCUCUAAUAUUCGAUAUGUUUGCCAAGGGACUCACACUGUCAGUCGGAGCCUGGACAGGCGUUUUGUUGACUGCUGUGGGUUUCAUCGUCUUCAACGUGAUCUCUUCCAGAGAAGAGAGUGGUAAGCAGCGCGAGGCUGUUGGUCUCCCAUCCGAUCAGUCAGACUAA
Molecule: messenger RNA, 1653 nt
Organism: Perkinsus marinus ATCC 50983
Lineage: Eukaryota; Perkinsozoa; Perkinsida; Perkinsidae
Exons: 12
Coding region: 1-1653 (550 amino acids)
Source: RefSeq, a predicted model, not a curated record